AUGGAACACGCUCAAGUGAAUGAGGGUAAAAUUUCAAGACGAUCGGGCAGAAUAUAUGAUGAAGAACAGAAAAUUCUUUAUUGUGAUGAAGUUUCCCUCCAAGUUACGUCUACCGCACAAGAGAACGCACUAACUUUCGAUGAAACUGAUGACUACCGUCCGGUAAACUUUGGAGUUGUUGCUCCUGGCAUAUUUCGCAGCAGUCUUCCUGUAGCUGAGGAUUUCGAAUUUCUUCGAAGCCUUGGCCUGAAAACUAUUCUCUCUCUUGUUCACAAAGAUUUUACACCCGAGUUUCACCAAUUUGUACAAACAAACGACAUCAAUCACAAGGUCAUCGAUAUGAUCGGAACUAAGAAGCUAAACAUCUCUGAAUCUAUGAUGAAAAGUAUCCUACAUAUUGUAAUGAAUAAAGCCAACCAUCCAAUUCUCAUUCAUUGCAACCACGGGAGACAUCGAACUGGAUGCGCCGUAGCUGCAUUUCGACACACUACAGGCUGGGGACUCUCAAAAAUACUUCAAGAGUACUCUGAGUUUGCCACGCCUAAAAUACGAGACUGUGAUGUACAGUAUAUAUCAAACUUCAACGUCUCUGCCCUUGGCGAAAUUUUAAGCAAGGCACAAAAAGUACAAUCCCGUCUUUCUAUCGUCACUCAAAAAAUGUGGCGUAUGCUAUUUUUAUCCAUUCUACUCACAAUGAUAUUAUUGACUCUUCGCUUUCGUCAAACCAUAGAUGUUUAUAAGCGAUGA
Molecule: messenger RNA, 747 nt
Organism: Blumeria graminis f. sp. triticale
Lineage: Eukaryota; Fungi; Ascomycota; Leotiomycetes; Helotiales; Erysiphaceae
Source: the annotation of a GenBank genome assembly